ACGAGACCAGUCACCACCUCCUCCUCCUCUUCCUCCAGCCAGGCGAACCGCGCCAGUCCACUUUCGUAGGGGCGACACCCAGUCCGCAGGCCACACGCCCCGCGUGUGCGGCGCCUUUAUUUACUUCGCAGAAGAGCCACCAUCCGCCCACCUCCUAAGAAGUCCGGAAAGCAUUUCGGCGACGCGAUGCUGGGGACACUCGUCUGGAUGCUCGCCGUCGGCCUCCUGCUGGCACUGGCGCCGGGCCGCGCGGCGGGCGCGCUGAAGACCGGGAAGCGCCCGGCGCGGCCGCGGGACUGCGCGGACCGGCCGGAGGAGCUCCUCGAGCAGCUGUACGGGCGGCUGGCGGCCGGCGUGCUCAGCGCCUUCCACCACACGCUGCAGCUCGGGCCGCGCGAGCAGGCGCGCAAUGCCAGCUGCCCGGUCGGGGGCAGGUCCGCCGACCGCCGCUUCCGGCCGCCCACCAACUUGCGCAGCGUGUCGCCCUGGGCGUACAGGAUUUCCUACGACCCAGCUCGGUUUCCAAGGUACCUGCCUGAGGCCUAUUGCCUAUGCCGUGGCUGCCUGACGGGGCUCUUUGGUGAGGAGGACUUCCGCUUUCGCAGUGCACCCGUCUACUCCCCCGCCGUGGUGCUGCGCCGCACGGCCGCCUGCGCGGGUGGCCGCUCAGUGUAUGCUGAACACUACGUCACCAUCCCAGUGGGCUGCACCUGCGUGCCUGAGCCAGACAAGGCCACGGACAGCGACAACUCCAGCAUGGACAAGCCAGGGGCCAAACUACUCCUGGGGCCCGCUGACAGAGCAGCGGGGCGCUGAUGUCGGGGACUGCCUGCCAAGGCCCAGCUUCCUGCGUGCAUCUAGUCCCCUCCACCCCUGAACCUCCCCGCUGUUGCUCACUUUUCCCCAAAGGGAUAGCUACAUAAGCUUUAAAUAUAUUUUUAUUUUUCAAAGUAGACACUACAUACCCAUGCCUGUUUUGGAUAGUGACAGAAACUAUUUUCAUAUUUAGAGCAAGCAUGUUAUUUUUUUAAACAUUUUUGAUAUACAAGCAAAUUGUAAACAUUCUGUUUUUCUCUAAUACGAUUCUUGAGCAUAUAACUGUGGUGUUCAGAUGAAUUUCUUUUUAGCUGCACUGUGCCUCUCUGAGUUCAGCCUGUUGUGAAGGCUCUGGAUCUUGGCACAGGAGGCCUCCCAGGGUUAUGGAGAGGGACAGAUGUGAGGGGCCUCUGGGUUCCAGAAACCAAACUCGCUUUUCUUCUUUAGCAUAUGGAUGGUCUCAACUUUAUGACAACUAAAACUGUUGGUGUUAUCCUUUCACUUCUGAAAGCUACUGGUCUCAAUUUGUGGCAGGAGGUGUGACAUCUUAGCCAGUUCUCAGGGAGCUCCAAGCACACAUGGGCUUAGUUUUAUGAGCUUUUGGAUCAGGCCAACCCUGAGGAGGAGGAAGAGGAAGGCCCCAGUCUCCAGA
This is a messenger RNA of Acomys russatus (golden spiny mouse), 1468 nucleotides long. It is a transcript of the gene Il17d, whose product is annotated as interleukin 17D. Gene Ontology annotation, biological process: inflammatory response. Lineage: Eukaryota; Metazoa; Chordata; Mammalia; Rodentia; Muridae. The transcript is spliced from 3 exons. The record is from RefSeq and is a predicted model, not a curated record. The coding region runs from base 187 to 816 and encodes 209 amino acids. Gene Ontology annotation, molecular function: cytokine activity. Gene Ontology annotation, cellular component: extracellular region.